GCCGCUUGUCUGGCCGGUGGAGGCUGAGCGCGACCCUUCGGGAGUCGCGGCGCCCGCCGACCGGGGACACGCGCGACUCCCGGGACUCCGCGCUGCCCCGUGCCGCCGCCGCCUCCUCUCCUUUUGUCACGGGAACGCUCCGGCCCGUGCCGACCGGGCCCCGAUUCUCCUCCUCUUCCUUUCGGAGGGGAAGGAGCGGGGAGAGCCCAGCGGCGGCUGCGGGCGGGCGGGCGAGCGAGCGAGCGGAGGCCCCUGCCCCCGAGGCUCGGAGCUGGAAGAGGAGAAGGAGAAGGAGGAGGAGGAGGCGGAGGGAAGUGCGCGUCACUCCCGGGAGGAGAGUUGCACCUCCAGGCAAUCGCGGCGCCGCCGGAGGAGUGGAAGCCGCGGCGGCGGAGGGUGCCCGCGCUCGAGGGGGCUCCCUGGCCAUGGAGAGGACCCCGGGCCCCCGGGACGCCGCGACCUGGGCUCCGUCUCGGCGCCGCGCGGUAUAGGCACCUGAGUCAGCCGCAGCCGGCGGGGGAGGGGAAGUGACUGUGUAUCAUGUAUACCACUGGCUCCAGGGGCCACUCCCCUGCUUUUGUGCAGCCUCAGAAUGGAAACAGCCAUCGCUCUUCAGGCUAUGUUCCAGGGAAGGUUGUUCCGCUGCGCCCCCCUCCUCCUCCAAAAAGCCCAGCCGCAGCCAAGUUUACCUCCAUCCGACAGGAAGCACGGGCCACCUUUGCCUUCUCACCCGAAGAGCAGCAAGCCCAGAGAGACAGCCGGAAACGGAAGAGGCACAAAAAUACUUUCAUUUGCUUUGCUAUUACCAGUUUCUCCUUUUUUGUUGCACUUGCAGUCAUUUUAGGAAUAUCCUCAAAGUAUGCCCCAGAUGAGAAUUGCCCAGAUCAGAACCCCCGUCUCAGGAACUGGGAUCCAGGACAAGAUUCAGCAAAACAAGUUGUUAUAAAAGAGGGAGAUAUGUUCCGUCUGACCUCAGAUGCCACAGUGCAUUCUAUAGUUAUCGAGGAUGGAGGACUGCUUGUGUUCGGGGAUGAUAAAGAUGGAUUCAGAAAUAUUACUUUGAGGACUCGGUACAUCCUGAUCAAGGAUGGUGGGGCGCUUCACAUUGGAGCAGAAAAAUGCCGCUACCAGUCCAGAGCGACAGUCACCUUGUAUGGCAGGUCAGAUGAAGAUGAAGAUAUGCCAACAUUUGGCAAAAAAUUUAUUGGUGUGGAGGCUGGAGGGACACUGGAGCUGCAUGGGGCGCGGAAGGCGUCGUGGACAUUGCUGGCGAGGACGCUGCCUUCCUCAGGCUUGACCUUCGGGUCUUAUGUCUUUGAGAAGGACUUUUCCAGGGGCCUCAAUGUGCGGCUCAUCGACCAAGACACCGGCAAGAUAUUGGAAAGUGUGAGGUUUGAUACUCACGAGUAUCACAAUGAGAGCCGGCGACUUGAGGAAUUUCUCAGGGUCCAGGAUCCCGGACGGAUUGUGGCUAUCGCUGUGGGAGACUCAGCAGCCAAAAGUCUCUUGCAAGGAACCAUCCAAAUGAUCCAGGAGCGUCUGGGCAGUAAGCUGAUCCAAGGCCUGGGCUACAGGCAAGCUUGGGCUUUGGUUGGUGUCAUUGAUGGCGGAAGUAUGUCUUCCAAUGAAUCUGUGAGGAACUAUGAAAAUCACAGUAGUGGAGGAAAAGCUCUUGCCCAAAGAGAAUUUUCUACUGUGGAUGGUCAGAAGUUUGCUGUGACAGCAUAUAGUGAGUGGAUUGAAGGAGUUUCUCUUUCAGGAUUCCGGGUAGAAGUUGUAGAUGGAGUGAAACUUCAUUUGCUGGAUGAUGUUAGUAGCUGGAAAGCUGGAGACCAGAUUGUGGUGGCAAGUACCGACUAUUCCAUGUACCAAGCUGAGGAAUUCACACUUCUCCCUUGUCCUGAGUGCAACCGAUUCCAGGUCAAAGUCAAAGAAAUCCCUCAGUUCCUGCACAUAGGUGAGAUCAUAGAUGGUGUAGACAUGAGAGCGGAGGUUGGAAUCCUUACUCGCAAUGUUGUGAUUCAAGGAGAAAUGGAAGACUCAUGCUACGCUGAAAACUCGUGUCAGUUCUUUGAUUAUGACACCUUUGGGGGACACAUCAUGAUAAUUAAGAACUUCACGUCAGUUCAUCUCUCCUAUGUGGAGCUGAAGCACAUGGGGCAGCAGCAGCUAGGGCGCUACCCGGUUCAUUUCCACCUGUGUGGUGAUGUGGAUUCUAAAGGAGGGUACCGACCAGGCACGCUGGUGGACGGCCUGUCCAUCCAUCACAGCUUCUCCCGGUGCAUCACGGUGCAUGGCACAAAUGGCUUGCUGAUCAAAGACACCAUUGGCUUUGACACACUGGGCCACUGUUUCUUUUUGGAGGAUGGUAUUGAACAGAGAAAUACUUUGUUUCACAAUCUGGGACUCCUCACCAAGCCAGGCACCCUUCUCCCCACUGAUCGCAAUAUUUCAGUGUGCACCACUAUGCGAGAGAAAGUAUUCGGGAAUUAUGUGCCUGUACCUGCCACCGACUGCAUGGCUGUUUCAACUUUCUGGAUUGCUCAUCCCAACAACAAUCUGAUUAGCAAUGCAGCUGCAGGCUCCCAGGAUGCUGGAAUAUGGUAUUUAUUUCACAAGGAAGCUACCGGGGAGUCUAGUGGAUUGCAGCUCUCAGCAAAACCAGAACUCACACCAUUGGGUAUCUUUUAUAACAACAGGGUCCAUUCAAGUUUUAAGGCUGGCUUAUUUAUUGACAAAGGUGUCAAAACAACCAAUGCUAGUGCUGCUGACCCAAGGGAAUACCUCUGUCUGGAUAACAGCGCAAGGUUUCGGCCGCAUCAGGAUGCAGACCCUGAAAAGCCACGUGUUGCUGCUUUAAUUGACAGGCUCAUUGCCUUUAAGAACAAUGACCAUGGAGCGUGGGUCCGGGGCGGAGACGUUGUGGUGCAGAAUUCAGCAUUCGCAGACAAUGGAAUUGGACUGACCUUUGCCAGUGACGGAAGCUUCCCAAGUGAUGAAGGAUCCAGCCAGGAGGUCUCUGAAUCACUCUUUGUUGGGGAGAGCAGAAAUUACGGCUUCCAGGGUGGCCAGAACAAGUAUGUAGGCAUUGGGGGCAUAGACCAGAAGCCUCGGACAUUACCCAGAAAUAGGACAUUUCCAAUCAGAGGCUUUCAGAUUUAUGAUGGCCCCAUUCAUCUUACCAGAUGCACUUUCAAAAAAUAUGUGCCCACUCCAGAUAGGUAUACCAGUGCUAUUGGCUUCCUCAUGAAGAAUCCUUGGCAGAUAACCCCCAGGAAUAACAUUUCCCUCGUGAAGUUUGGUCCACAUGUGUCUCUGAACGUCUUCUUUGGGAAGCCUGGCCCCUGGUUUGAAGACUGUGAGCUGGAUGGUGAUAAGAACUCCAUAUUCCACGACAUCGAUGGCUCUGUGACAGGAUACAAGGACGUGUAUGUGGGACGGAUGGACAACUACCUGAUCCGCCACCCAAGCUGCGUCAACGUGACCAAGUGGAAUGCAGUGGUCUGCAGUGGGAGCUAUGCCCAGGUUUAUGUGCAGACCUGGAGUACUCAGAAUCUUUCCAUGACCAUCGUCCGAGAUGAGUAUCCUGCCUACCCCAUGGUGCUCCGCGGCAUUAACCAGAAGGCUACCUUUCCACAGUACCAGCCUGUGAUCAUGCUGGAGAAGGGCUACACCAUCCACUGGAAUGGACUAGCACCACGGACCACUUUUCUAUACCUCAUAAAUUUCAACAAAAAUGAUUGGAUUCGAGUUGGCCUCUGCUACCCAUCCAACACAAGUUUUCAGGUCACCUUUGGCUUUCUGCAGCGGCAAAAUGGCUCAUUAUCCCGAAUGGAGGAGUAUGAGCCCGUGAGCUCCCUGGAAGAGCUGCAGAGGAAGCAGACUGAGAGGAAAUUCUAUUUUGACUCCGCCACAGGGUUGUUGUUCUUAUAUCUCAAAGCCAAAAGCCACAGGGAAGGCCACAGUUACUGUUCGUCUCAGGGAUGCGAAAGAGUCAGGAUCCAGGCGGUAACGGACUCAAAAGAAAUCAGUAACUGCAUGGCCAGAGCAUAUCCACAUUAUUACAGGAAGCCAUCAGCACCCAAGCCAAUGCCGUCUGUGCUCCAGGGACACUGCCAAGGCUGUGGGACUCAGCAGAUGGUGUUUACAAGUGAUCCUCAUAAAACCUACCUCCCCGUGCAGUUCCAGUCCCCUAACAAAGCAGAGACUCAGCGUGGGGACCCAUCUGUUAUCUCUCUGAAUGGCACUGACUUCCCCUUCCGAACUGCUGGUGUCUUCCUCCUCGUCGUGGAUGCCUGCAGUAUUCCCUUCCGGCUGACAGAAAAGAAGGUUUUCUCUCUGGCUGAUAUCAGUCACAUGGAAGAGUAUCUCAAAACAGGCAUUCCUCCGAGGUCAGUCAUUUUGUUGAGCACAAGAGGAGAAAUAAAGCAUUGGAAUAUUUCAGAUUCAUUAGUACCUCUGGGAUUAGCUAAACCAGCUCAUCUCUAUAACAAAGGGAGCACCAUAUUUCUGGGAUUCAGUGGAAGUUUUAAACCAUCGUGGAUUAAGCUACUUACCAGUCCUGCAGGCCAGGGCCUGGGGCUGCUCGACCAGUUCAUACCAUUGCAGCUGGAUGAAUAUGGUUGUCCCCGAGCCAGCACUGUCCCAAGAAGAGACCUGGAGCUGUUAAAGCAAACUUCAAAGGCACAUUAGGGACUAACUGUAACUUAAGUGCUGGGGGGAAAAAAUGUGAACUAACUUAUUUAAUUUAUGGCAUUUAAAAGAAAAAUGACACUGUUAACCUAAGGGAACCAUUUUCCUGUCUCGUACAGAAAGGAGGAGAAAAGAGUUUCAAGGGAUUGCUUGAAUGCCAGCUCAUGCACCUUCUCAUUGUACAAAAUGUUAAAGAAUUUAUUUGCAUCGGUUAGGCUGGUCUGUUGGGAGAGCGGCUGUGGUAUUCUUCCCUUCCACCCCUGGGUUAUGUAGGGACCACAUGCAGCAUUUCUCCUCGUGCAGAACUGGCUGUUGGAUUGAGAGUCUGAAUCAGCCUGAAUCUAAAGAGCAUUUCUCAACCUUCUCUCCAUGGCUCUUCUCCAAACCUUGUUUCCUUCCUAUGGCCCCACCUACCUGUUGGUUCCCUACUCUUAUGCUUGAAGACACUACCCCCUUCUCUCAUUUAUGAGAUUUUCACCUGUGGCCCCCUUGGCUCUCUGUUGGGAAGCAUGACUAAAGGCAGCACUUGUAGCACCUUGAGUACUUGAAGUCAAAUGCUCAGCUGUGUCUUUGGCUUUGGGUUGGAAACUGACUUGGGGCUGGCAUUUCAAAGGACAACUGAGGCCUGGUUCAUGCCCUUUUCUAGCCUGGACAUGGUUUUCUUUUUUUUUUUUUUUUUUUGCUAUACAUGCUCAGGAGUUACUCCUGGCUCUGCGGGGGCUCGAGAGACUCUAUGGGGAUGCCAGGAAUGGAACCUGGGCCAGCUAUAUUACUGGCUCUACUGUAUCUCUGGCCCCUGACAUGUGCUAUUUUGAUUCAUUUGUUUAUUGAUUUCCUUCAGAGAGCUCAUCUUUCAAACAGGAAGUAUAUUGGGACAGAGGGCUCUAGGGACUAGACAUCCUGUAAGUCUGUGGCUAUUGGGCAAAAUUUUGACUGACCCCAAGGUCUGAGGUUGUUCAGACCAUUUUUCACAGCUUUAAUUCUUGGCCUUUUUUUGCCUGUAUAUUUGUCUUUAAGGUCCAGAGCUGAGCUGACUAUUUACUUUUUUCUUUUUUUUAAAGAAGUGGGUGUUUUUUCUUCAACUGUAAACUUGGUCCAUUUCAGCUUGCACAAAGGAAGUCUGUUUUGGGGUUACUCCUACACCCGCAUAUUUGGUUGGUGUUUCUACAUGUGGGAUAAUGACGUUUUCCUGCUCAUCAUCCUGCCAAGAAAAUUGCUGAAAGCUUAAGGAUACCGCCCCCCUCUCUCCCGCCCUCAAGUGUUGUGUUCAUGGGGUGAGGAAAGCAAGGAGGCUCUUUAGAAGGUGAGAACUAUGGAGAGAAUGGUCAGAAUUAAGCCUCUUUACAGAUUUAGAGGAAUUGGCCACUCCUACUUAAGAUAUUUGAACCAAUUUUCUUUAAAGGUGCCAUGCUGCCCUAUGUCCCUUCCCAGUGGGCCUCUCCCGCUAGUGUAGCUACAUGUGGCAGUAGGAGGUUGGCUUAUGCCUGCCUGAAAGCCCAGAUGUCGCCUCUCAAGGGGAAAAGAAGCCUCAGAAGACCUUUCUGUCUUCCUCAGCUGUUUCACAGGCCUGAAAUGCAGUGACAGAAUUGCCACAGGAGAUGGUAGGAAGUGUGUUCCAACUGACUCCGGCAGCAAAUACACAAAUUCACUCUCCUCUGCCUACAGAACAGCUCUGUGACUUCUGUUACUUUACAGAAUAUGCUACCUCAAAGUGCUAUAUAAACCUUUCUAACUGUAAGUGCUCUUACUGAGGGCACAGGUCUUAAUUAAAGUUUAGGGUGGUUUUACAUAUAUAUAUAUUUAUAUAUAUAUAUGAAAUUUUACUUAUUAAAUGUAUUAUUGGAUUAUGGUUCCUGAAGGUGAUUCAAGUUUGUAUGUGUGUUUUGUAUGAGGAGAUAUCUUUUGUGUGUGUUUUUGUAGAGUCUUGUUUUUUUAAAGAUUUGAAGAAGAAAUGUAAGUUUUCCAAGGCACUCAGUUUUUUUGAUAUAUAGACUAAUGGUCAGGACCUAAGUUAAAUAAAUAAAAAUGUGUGCAUGUA
This is a messenger RNA of Sorex araneus (European shrew), 6730 nucleotides long. It is a transcript of the gene CEMIP2, whose product is annotated as cell migration inducing hyaluronidase 2. Lineage: Eukaryota; Metazoa; Chordata; Mammalia; Eulipotyphla; Soricidae. The record is from RefSeq and is a predicted model, not a curated record. The transcript has 24 exons. Bases 541 to 4692 code for a protein of 1383 amino acids.